Messenger RNA from Chlorella variabilis, 1713 nucleotides. RefSeq lists its product as hypothetical. The transcript has 5 exons. The record is from RefSeq and is a predicted model, not a curated record. NCBI's taxonomy places the organism in Eukaryota, Viridiplantae, Chlorophyta, Trebouxiophyceae, Chlorellales, Chlorellaceae. Bases 1 to 1713 code for a protein of 570 amino acids.
AUGCGCUGCUCGGAUGUCGCCCCUGCAGGCCAGAGCCUGGCUGAGGUGCUGCAGCUGGUGCGCUCACACCGCAACAGCUUUCGGCUGGUGGAGGUCAAGUAUGCCUCCUCCCAGCAGGGCCAGCCCGCCCAGCAGGCUGCCGACAUAGCCGUCUGCUUCCCGGAGCACGACUUCCACCUGCUGUUUGACGGCCGCCAGCAGCGGCUGCGGCUGGUGGAGGUGCAUGACACCACCCGCCUGCAGAUCCGGAUUGGCGGGCACGUGUUUGGCGGCGCGGCGCAGCCGCCCACGUUUGGGCGCGUGUGCGAGGCCCUUGGGCCCACAUACCCCGGGGAGGCGCAGGGCGGGCACUACCCGCUGCAGUACCCGGGCGUCCUCUUCCUCUUCCCGCUGGCCGCCGGCUCGCAGCAGCAACAAGGCGCUCAGCAGCAGCAGCAGCGCCAGGGCCCGCAAGGGGCCGCCGCCGCUGGCGCCGACCUGCCCGUGCCGCUGUGCACCCCCGCGGCCCGCAUCGUCGUGCACCAUGGGUCGGCGGCCUCGCCGGCGGCGGCGCAGGCGGCGGCGCUGCCGCCGCUGCCGCGCGGCAGCACCUACUUUGAAGGCGUGGAGGCGGUGCCCGGCCAGGGCCUGCUGUUUGGCGGCGGCGGCCAGAUGCUGCGGUUCGGCGACUCGCCGCAGGAUGUUGUGUCCGAACUGGGCGAGCCGGGCAGCACGCACACCCGCCCCGCCCGCCCCGCCUCGCCCGCGCCAGCUGACCCGCUCGCCGGCGGACUGGCGGCGGCUGCCGUGGCGCCAGACUACUACUUCUGCUACCCGUCCCGCGGCCUGGAUGUGCUGUUCUGCGGGGGCAGCCACCGACUCAAGAAGCUGGUGCUGCACGCCAACGCACCCGGACACCCCGACUUUGGGCUGUACUGCAAGUGCAAUUUCAGGGUGCACCCGGCGGGAACCUGGAGCCUGCCCGGCGGCGGCGGCGACGACGCUGGAGGCUCUCCUCGCUACACGCCCUCUGCAGACUCCGAGGAAGGGGCCAGCAUGCAGACCGCGGCUUCGGAAGCCAGCCUGGCUGCCACAGACGCCGCAGCGCAGCACGGCGGGGGCAGCGGCGGCGCCUCCCUGGCGGCUGGCGAGCCGGCGGGGCCGCCGGCGGACGGCGGCAGCCCCUCCUCUGCCCACCAGCAGCAGCAGCAGUCGCAGCCGCCGUCGUCGGGGCUGAGCGCAGCCUACAACAUGCUUGUGGGCCUGAUCGAUGAUGUGAUCCACAUUGACGGGGAGGUGCCAGGCGGCGGCACGGGCGGCAGCGGCGGUGCUGCUGCUGCGGCAGCAGCAGCGGCCCUGGAUGGCGCGGCAGCGGAAGAGGCGGCGCCGGGUGCCCCAGCCCCGGCGGCGGCGCAGGCUGAGGAAGGCACCGCCGCCGCUGCCGCCGGCAGCUCCUUGGCAGCGGUGCCGCUGGGCCGCCCGCCGCGGCCGCCCACCUCCCACCCCAUCCCCGCGCUGCCCGCCAGCAGCGGCAAGGGCGGCAAGAAGAAGAAGAAGAAGGAGAAGCAGCGGGCCUCGGCGGCGGCGGCGGCCAAGAUGCUGGGCACGGCGGCGGCCAGCGAGGAUGUGCCGAGCGCCGCAGAUCUGGACACAGACACGGACGCCUCCUUUGCUGACUCGGGUGAGGGCCCGGCACGGGGCCCAGGGCGGCAUGCCAGCAGCCCACACUGUUAG